Heterobasidion irregulare TC 32-1 is the source of this 408-nucleotide messenger RNA. RefSeq lists its product as uncharacterized. The record is from RefSeq and is a predicted model, not a curated record. Lineage: Eukaryota; Fungi; Basidiomycota; Agaricomycetes; Russulales; Bondarzewiaceae. The transcript is spliced from 6 exons. Bases 1 to 408 code for a protein of 135 amino acids.
AUGCCUUCACUCGUUCCUCUGGACAGUCUGCUAGGUGCCGCUUAUGUUGGAGUUAUUGUAUCCACCGUAAUAUAUGGCGUCACUUGUCUGCAAGUGUACUUGUACUACACAGAGCAUUGCAGCAAUGACGGUCGCUUCGUGAAAGCCUUCUGGAUGCCAUCUUUUGCUAGGUUACUUGACACCCUCCACGUCGUACUGUUGGCGCACUUUCUCUACCACUAUACCAUCACUAACUUCGGGGACUACGCGGCUCUUGUCCCUAAUAUGUGGUAUGUGCUUUGCUUGCAGGUUGAGGUUGUGAUAGGGGAUUUAUUGAGCACUUUGGUCCAAUUCUUCUUCGCGUAUCGCGUCUACUGUCGUACGUCAACCUUUGCAUGCCUUACGUUCACAACAGAACUGUGUGUGUGA